Molecule: messenger RNA, 3674 nt
Organism: Poecilia latipinna (sailfin molly)
Lineage: Eukaryota; Metazoa; Chordata; Actinopteri; Cyprinodontiformes; Poeciliidae
Gene: phf14
Product: PHD finger protein 14
Exons: 17
Coding region: 1-2694 (897 amino acids)
Biological process (GO): regulation of transcription by RNA polymerase II
Source: RefSeq, a predicted model, not a curated record
AUGUUAUUAACAGACAGUGAGAAAGGGUCAGAUGGCACAGGCAAUGGCAGUGAUGAAGAAGGGUCCAAAGGGAGUGCUGCAGGCUCAGAAAGUGACUCCGAAAAUGCUGUUUCUGGAAAUGACGGUAUAGAUGAGGAGGCCAAAAACCUGACUGUUGAUGACAACUUAACAGAAGAUGAGGAGAAACUUAAGCAACAGCUGUCUGAGGACAGCUCCACCAAAGACGUCUCGUCUGCCACUCCAUCCAAAGGUCGAAGGAAAAGCAAGAAGAUUUCAGAGCCAGAGAGCGCUGCAGCUGGAGAAACUGAAUCUACCUCAACAUCUGGUGGUGGCGUUGUCACUGUGGAUGAGUCUCUGACUGAGCCCAAGAAAUGGAAUUUCCGCAGGAAUCGUCCCCACCUGGACUUCACCACGAUGGAAGAACUGAAUGAGAUAGAUGACUAUGACAGUGAAGACGAUAAUGACUGGAGGCCCACGGCAGAGAAGAGGAAAGGCAAAACGUCAACUCAGAAGGGUGGAACGGAGGAAGAGGAGGGAGCUAGUGUUAGUGAAGAUGAUGAUGACGAUGAUGAUAAUGAUGAUGAUGAGGACGAUGAUGAAGAUGAUGAGGGCAAGGACCAUGGUGACGACAUUAACAAUAGUAGCAGUGACAGCGACAAAGAAAUGAAGAAGCCCAAGAAGAAGGUGAAGAGUACCAAUGCCUUUGAUGAUGAACUGACCAAUGACAGUAUGUCUCAAGGAAAGGGCAAUGAGGAUGCUUCACUUGACCGCUCGCAGACCUGGAACACCCAGCAUAUCCUUAUAUGCUGCGUCUGCUUGGGAGACAACAGCGAGGAUGCAGAUGAGAUCAUCCAGUGUGACAACUGUGGGGUCACUGUGCAUGAAGGGUGUUACGGUGUGGACGGUGAGAGCGACUCCAUCAUGAGCUCAGCCUCUGAGAACUCCACCGAGCCUUGGUUCUGUGACGCCUGCAAGAAUGGAGUGACUCCCAGCUGUGAGCUGUGCCCCAACCAGGACGGCAUCUUCAAAGAGACGGAUGCCGGGAGGUGGGUGCACGUGGUCUGUGCACUUUAUGUCCCUGGAGUAGCAUUUGGAGACAUCGAUAAACUGCGACCAGUGACGCUUACGGAGAUGAAUUAUUCAAAAUACGGUGCUAAGGAGUGCAGUUUCUGUGAGGAUGCCCGUUUUGCCAGGACCGGUGUGUGCAUCAGCUGUGAUGCAGGAAUGUGUCGAUCCUACUUCCACGUCACCUGCGCACAGAGGGAGGGGCUCCUGUCUGAGGCUGCAGCAGAAGAGGAUAUUGCUGAUCCAUUUUUUGCCUACUGCAAGCAGCAUGCAGAUCGCUUUGACAGGAAGUGGAAAAGGAAGAAUUAUUUGGCUUUACAGUCAUAUUGUAAGGUCUCUCUACAGGAGAGAGAGAAGCAGCUCACGCCUGAGGCUCAGGCCCGUAUCACCACCCGCCUUCAGCAGUACCGAGCCAAAGCAGAGCUGUCCCGGAACACUCGGCCUCAGGCUUGGGUUCCCCGAGAGAAACUGCCCCGACCUCUGACCUCCAGCGCCUCAGCCAUCAGGAAGUUGAUGAGGAAGGCAGAACUGAUGGGCAUCAGCACUGACAUUUUCCCUGUGGACACUUCAGAUGCCAACGCCAGCAUGGACGGACGCAGGAAGCACAAGCAGCCAGCCCUCACUGCAGACUUCGUCAACUACUACCUGGAGCGGAACAUGCGAAUGAUCCAGAUCCAGGACAACAUCUCUGAGCAGAAGAACCUGAAAGACAAACUGGAAAGUGAGCAAGAAAAACUGCAUGUGGAGUACAACAAGCUCUGCGAGUUUCUGGAGGAUCUGCUGAGUGUGAACGGAACCCUGCGGAGUGAAGGCCAGGCCAUGUGGACGCUGCUGGGCGGCAUUGUGGGCCAGAAACUGAACACUCCAGCAAUUCUGAAAGCUCCAAAGGAGAGGAAGCCCAGCAAGAAGGAAGGAGGAACACCGGGGAAGUCAUCCAGCCUUCCAGCAAUUCUUUACAGCUGUGGGAUCUGUAAGAAGAACCAGGACCAACAUCUUCUGGUGCUGUGCGACACUUGCAAACUCUACUACCACCUGGGCUGCCUGGAGCCUCCUCUCACCCGGAUGCCCAAGAAGACAAAGAACAGCUACUGGCAAUGCUCCGAGUGUGACCAGGCCAGCAGUGAUGAAGCUGACAUCGCCAUGGAGACGCUGCCUGACGGCACCAAGAGGUCUAGAAGGCAGAUCAAAGGACCGAUCAAGUUCAUCCCUCAGGAAAUGUCUCCAGAGCCCAAGAAGCAGCAAGUGAGAGGCACAAGAACCAGGGGCCAGAAGAGAAAAAGAGUUCCUAUCUCUGAAGAACGAGAAGAGAAAGUGGAGGAACCACUGCCACGGGAACGCAGACAACGCCAGUCUGCGGUGCAGAAAAAACCCAAAGCUGAUGACACAAGAACCGAGUGUUCGACUUGCAAAGGACCAGGCGACAAUGAAAAUCUAGUGAGGUGUGAUGAGUGCCAGCUCUGUUAUCACUUCGGGUGUCUGGAUCCCCCGCUAAAGAAAUCCCCCAAGCAGACAGGAUAUGGCUGGAUCUGCCAGGAAUGUGACACAUCAUCAUCCAAGGAGGAUGAAGAGCAGCCACAGGAGGAUGAGUCUGUCAAACAGGAAGCAGCAACGCCGGACAGUCCAAACUGAUCCCGGGUCAGACGCUCCCCACGUUCACAUCCAGCCUUCGCCUUUUGUGUUCACACUGCAGCACAUUUGAACUUUUUACUAGCCUCCCAAAGUUUCCACUCAUUUCAGUUAGCUUCUGCUCCUCAACAUUUAGUAUUCCUGAAGAAAACUCGAUGAGCUGUGUUGUUUUUGUAUGUUUCAUGGGUGGAGUUUGUAUGUCUUAUUGCUAGAGCUGCACAGAUGGACUAGUUAAAGUCCUCUUCUGGAGGAGAGUCUGAAGGAAGUAAGCCAGCAGAGCACAAACAGCAGAGUUAAUCCCAUUACAUCAGACAGACAGACAGACAGACAGACAGACAGACAGACACCUGCAGCAGUUCCACCUCUUUCCAAACAGUCUGUUUUCAUAUUUUAAUGAUGUGUGUUCCUGCAGAGUGUCCGGUUUACAGAACGAAGUGCUAGCACAGCAUGGGAGAACUUUCUUCAGAUGCAUUUCUUUUGACAUUUGACUUGAUGAUUUUUACUCUCUUCUUUUAGCUUAUUCAUAAAUUCAUCUUAUUUCCUUUUCAUGUACAGGCUUCUCUUGUCACCUGUAACACUAAUCUGGAAUCUUACUUGUGUACACACUUUUUUAAAAACUUUAUUAAUGAACUAUUAAAAAGUAAAACUAGCCAGCGGUCUGAGCUGCCUGUGGUCUGAGGUUCAGACAUGCUUCAUGUUUGGGCUUCUUGUCAUCAUCUCACAUUUACGUUGUGCAGCUGAAUGUUUUUCAGGAGCAGUGGUCAGACCUCAGAUCACUUCCUCUUUCUACAGUGUUUUUCAACUAAUGCAAAGGGAAUCAGAAAUGAAGAGUUUAUUUUCGAGACUGUUACCCUCAUUAUGUCCUUCAAUCUGACCAGAGCCACUGUCCAACUGAAAACCUGUCAGAACUUCAGUCCUUUAAAGUGCCAAUGGAUUUGAUGGGGAGAAAUGUUUUCUUAUAUAUCAUAGAUACCAAUGCAAAA